AUGCAAAGUCCUGAUAAGACAGGUUUUAAUUGCGCGGCUUGCGACCGUCCUGAUGACGAGGAGUCGCAAAUGGUAUUUUGUGACCACUGCCAGCGGUGGUAUCACUUCAGCUGUGUUGGCGUCUCAGCUGAUGUCAAGGACGUUUCUUGGUGCUGUCAGAAGUGCGUCGGAAGUGAAAGUGAAGGUGUUGUUCCUGCUGAUGUACAAGAGGGGCUGCAAGAGCUCGAAGCGGAGAAGGCGAAGCAGAAGCGGGAAAUGGAGAAGGAGAAGAUUUUGCACCGGAAGCGUCUGGAGAUGAAGCAGGAGCUGUUCGAGAUGCGCCAGCAGCUGGAGAAAGAGAAGCGGGAGAUGGAACUCGAGUUCGAACAGGCGCAAAUGGCGAAGAAGCUCGCGGAAGAAGAAGCCCAUCAGAGGAAACUCGACAAAAUGCGGACGGAAAUGGAGGAGAAGCUGAAGCAGUUAAAGCUGAAGCGGAAUUCAGGAGCGGCCGAUGGUGAAAAGGAGCUGGAUCAAGCUGUCGGAGGCGGUAAAGUGGGAAGCUCGAAAAGCGGAACAAAGAAGAAGACGGAAUCGGAGCAGACGAAGCCGGGGAAAGGACUCGAGAAGCAAAAGUCGAGGAAUGGAAAGCCUGGAAAAGCGGAUGCGACGGUAGCGGACUUCGAAGAUCCGAGAGGAGCGUACCAGAAGCACUCGACUCCGAAAGUUUGUCGGAAACUGACACUGAAGCCGGUUGGUGGUCCAUCCAGUCUGCCGGAGAGUUUUUUGAUCGGGCGUGGUGGAGAUUCGACGCCACUCGGACGACCAGGGGUUCCCAAACCCGAGAAGGUGAAAACAGCAAAGAAGAUGAAGAAAGUGGUGGAAGUUAUUGAGUCGGAAAGCGCGAGUUCCGAGGAAGAAGAAGAGUCCGCUGAAGAGGUGGAAAGCUGCGAAGAAGAAGAAGAAGAUAGUUCCAGCGAGGAAGAGGAGAGCUCCGCAGAGGAGGAAGAAAGCAGCGAAGAAAGUUCGGAAAGUUCCGAAGAAGAGAAACAGGAAGAGAAGCCUCGUCGGAAAAGCGGAAAAGAGAAGGAUGGGCGGAAGAAUCGGCAGCGAGAACCGACGAAGGCGCAGAUGUCCGCUCGGCAAUUCCUGUCCAGGAAGUUGCCAACGUUUUCUGGCAGGAUGGAAGAAUGGCCGAUGUUUAUCAGCAGCUACGAGACGUCGACGAAGGCGUGCGGCUUUUCCGACGUGGAGAAUUUGGCGCGACUACAGGAGUGCCUGAAAGGAGAGGCCCUGGAGGCGGUGCGCAAUGCAUCGCCACCGAAAGCGGAUCGGCUGGCGAGUUUCAUCAGCUUCGGAGUGGUAGUGCAGCAGCUUGCCGAUCACCUAGAAGCGACCGGACUAACGACGCACUUGGUCAACCCGAUGCUGAUCCAGGAGUUGACGGAGAAGCUACCGGCUGGCACCCAGCUGGAAUGGGUACGAUAUCGCAGGAAGACCAAAGUGGUGACGCUGAGGACGUUAUCAAAUUUCCUGUCAAGCAUCGUGAAGGACGCUAGCGAAGUAGCAGCGUAUGGAGAAGGUACCCCCCGUUCCGGAGAAUCCGGAUCGAAGAAAGGAUCGAGAAGCAGAGCGCACGACGGCUACGUGCACUCGCACGACGUGGAAGAGAAUAGGAGUUCGAGUCCACCCAGGAGGGAGAGGAAGCCCUGCCGGAUUUGUGGCAGAGUGGAUCACCGGAUCCGGAACUGCGAGAAGUUUCGGAGGCUCCAGCUCGGAGAACGAUGGGAAGCGGUGCGCAGGUGGAAGCUUUGUCAACUGUGCCUGAAUGAGCACGGUAACGCCGGCUGCAAGCUUAGCUUCCGCUGUAACGUUGAAGGCUGUAAGGAACGACACAACCCGCUGCUUCAUUUCGUCAGGCCAGCCGCAGGACUAAACUGCAACGUUCACGCCGCCCAGCCAAAACAAACCGUGAUCUUCCGGAUGAUGCCCGUCACGCUGCACUGUGGCAAACACUCCGUGAACACUAUCGCGUUUCUGGAUGAAGGAUCAUCGUACACACUGGUCGAACGGGCAUUGGUGAACCGUUUAGGAGUCCGAGGCGCAGCACAGCCCUUGCGCGUAACUUGGACCGCAGGAGUUUCCCGGAUCGAGAAAGACUCGCAGUGCGUGAGUCUCUUCAUCUCGGCGAGAGGAUCCGCACAACGCUUCCAAAUAAAGAGCGCCCACACAGUGGAGAGUUUAAAGCUUCCGCAACACACGGUAGCCAUUUCGGAAGUGGUGAGGCAAUAUGCGCAUCUCCAAGGCCUACCGAUCACCGACAUCCAGCAUGCCGCUCCACAGAUUUUGAUCGGGCUGAAGGAUAUUCAUCUUUACGCGCCGUUGGAAUCGCGAAUCGGUCGACCGGAAGAGCCGAUAGCAGUAAGGUCGAAGCUAGGCUGGACCGUAUACGGGCCUAUGGGACCGGGAAACGUGACUAGCGGAAUGGUCGCGCAUCAUUCGUGCAGCCCGGUGUCCAAUCAGGAGCUUCACGAUCUCCUGAAGAGUCACUACACGCUGGAGGAGUCCGGCAUUUCCAUCGCCUUGCUUCCGGAGACGGAAGAAGACAGAAGAGCGAAGGAGAUUUUGAAGAAGACGACGAGGAGGAUCGGCGUGUGGAAGGACGACAACAUCGAAUUUCCCGACAGUUACCCUAUGGCGGUGAAGCGGCUGAUGUGUUUGGAGAAACGCCUGCGGAAGGAUCCCGAGCUGUAUGUCAAAGUCCGUACCAUGAUCGCCGACUAUCUCGUGAAAGGCUACGCACACGAAGCGUCGGAGUCGGAGCUGCUAGCGUUGGAUUGCAGCAAGGUGUGGUACGUUCUGCUGAAUAUCGUCUACAAUCCGAGAAAGAAGAAGUUUCGUCUGGUGUGGGACGCCAGAGCGGAAGUUAGAGGAGUGUCGCUCAACUCGAAGUUGCUGAAGGGACCGGAUAUGCUGACUGCCCUGCCGGCGGUGAUAUGCAAGUUUCGGGAGCGAGAAGUCGGUUUCGGCGCAGACAUAAAGGAGAUGUACCACCAGCUGCGGAUUCGAGAAGAGGACAAGCGAGCUCAAAGGUUUCUGUUCCGAAACGAUCCGUCGGAGAAGCCGACAGUGUAUGUGAUGGACGUAGCGACCUUUGGGUCGACGAGCUCGCCAUGCUCGGCGCAGUACGUCAAGAACCUGAACGCGAAGGAGUUUGCAGGACAGUUUCCAGCGGCGGCGGUGGCCAUCGUCGAAAACCACUACGUCGACGAUUAUUUCGACAGCGUAGACACGAUCGAGGAAGCUGUGAAACGAGCGAAGGAAGUACGAUACGUCCACUCCAGAGGCGGUUUUGAGCUCCGCAACUGGGUCUCCAAUUCCGAAGAGUUCCUGGAUGCGAUGGGAGAGCGAAAAGAGGAUCAGUGCGUGCGGUUCAGCGAGGAUAAGGAGUCCGGAUCCGAGCGAGUACUGGGGAUCGUGUGGAGCCCGGCAAGCGACGAAUUCUCGUUCUCCACCAAAUUGAGAGACGAUCUGGAGCCGUUCCUGUCCGGCGUGAAGCUGCCGACCAAAAGGAUCCUGUUGAGCUGCGUGAUGAGCUUUUUCGACCCGUUAGGACUGUUGUCCAUUUUCACGUUCUAUGGGAAGCUGCUGAUUCAGGACCUGUGGCGUACUGGAUGUGAGUGGGACCAGCAGAUCGAUGAAGAGUGUGCGGAGAAGUGGAGUAACUGGAUCCGGAGGCUUCCAGAAGUCGACGAAGUGCGCAUUCCCCGAUACUAUUUCCGUGGCGGAUUUUCACUGCGAUACAACAGCCUACAGCUGCACGUUUUCGUAGACGCUAGCCAGGACGCGUACGGUGCCGUGGCGUACAUCCGCAUCGAGACGGCCACUGGGCCGUUAUGCUCGCUCGUGAUGGCGAGAUCUAAGGUAGCACCGCUGCAGCACAUGUCCAUACCGCGACUGGAGCUGCAAGCUGCAGUGUUAGGAGCGAGGCUGGCGAACUCCGUCGGCGAGACGAUUUCGUUGGAGGUAAAGAAGCGUUUCAUGUGGUCCGACUCGAAGACCGUGCUGUCGUGGAUCCACUCCGACCACCGUCGGUACAAGCAGUUUGUGGCGUACCGGAUCGGCGAGAUCCACAGUCUAACGAAGCUUGCGGAAUGGAGAUGGGUGCCGACGAAGUGCAACGUGGCCGACGCGUUAACGAAGUGGGAAAAGGCGCACAGCCUGCGACCAAGCGGACCAUGGUUUCGUGGCCCAGACUUUCUGUACCAGCCGGAGGAUUUUUGGCCGGAGCAAGAGGCAGUGACACCGAACACUAGCGAGGAGACCCGAGCGUGUUUGCAUUUCCACGAAAUUGCAGUCACUGAGCCGAUGGUGGACCCGCUGCGGUUUUCGAAGUGGAAGAUUCUGGUCCGGACGGUAGCGUGCGUCUACCGGUUUGCAUCGAACUGCAGAAGGAAGAGAGAUGGGCUGGAGAUCGAAGUCGUACCGGCCACUGCAAGAAUCAGCAGCGUCGUGAAGAAACACGUGCGAACGAAGCUAGUGCCGCUGAAGCGGGACGAAUACCGGAAAGCGGAGGUGUAUCUCUGGAGGUCGGCCCAAGCCGAUUGCUUCGGAGAUGAGGUCUGCACAUUGGUGAAGAACCAGAAGCAGCCGAACCAGCAGCAGCAACCGGUGGAGAAGAGCAGUAGCCUGUACAACUUGAGCCCGUUCCUGGACGCCGAGGGUGUACUACGGAUGGAAGGCAGAGCGGCGCAAGGAUCGUCGCUACCAUUCGAGCUGCGGUUCCCGAUUAUUUUGCCGAAAAAGCAUCCGGUGACUGACAAGCUACUCGAGCACUACCAUCAGCAAGUAGCUCACGGGAACACGGAGACCGCAGUCAACGAAAUUCGGCAGCGUUUCUACGUCCAGAACCUGCGAGCGGAACUGAAGAGGAUAGGAAGAAAGUGCAUCUGGUGCAAGGUGAAGAAGUGUCGCCCGUCGAACCCGAGGAUGGCUCCGUUGCCGGAGUCGCGAGUAACGCCGCAUCUGCCACCGUUUAGCCACACCGGCGUGGACUACUGUGGACCGCUGACUGUUACUGUCGGCCGCAGAUCAGAGAAGAGGUACAUCUGCCUGUUCACUUGCAUGACGACGAGGGCUGUCCACCUUGAGGUUGCUCACAGCCUGACGACUCAAGCGUGUCUGAUGGCCAUACGGCGGUUCGUGUGUCGCAGAGGGAAGCCGCUAGAGUUCUACUCGGACAACGGCACAAACUUCCAAGCAGCAAGCAAGGCCAUCAUGCAGCGAAUCGAGAUCGAGUCAGAGGACGAAUUCACGGAUUCCAGGACCCGCUGGAAUUUCAACCCGCCCAGCGCACCCCACAUGGGUGGGGUUUGGGAGCGAUUGGUUCGCUCCGUGAAGGCAGCACUGACCGUGCUGAACGACGGGCGGACGAUAACGGACGAAGUGCUACUAACGACGAUAGCGGAGGCCGAAGACCUCAUCAACUCCCGGCCACUAACGUACGUUGGCCUGGAACCAGGAGCGGAGGGAGCGUUGACGCCGAACCACUUUGUUCGCGGCGUUGGCGCAAUCAGCGAGGAGCGUUCAGUUCCACCGACGAGCGAGGCCGAAGCACUGCGGGACCGCUACAAGCGGUCACAGCGACUGGCGGACAAACUGUGGGCUCGGUGGGUGUCCGAGUAUCUGCCAUCCAUCAACCAGCGGACGAAGUGGCUCUCCGAGUCGCCGCCACUAGCGUGUGGUGAUCUAGUGUACAUCACCGAUGAGGCCGUGCGGAAGAGCUGGAUCCGGGGCAUCGUGACGGACGUCUACCCGGGAGCGGACGGCAGAAUCCGGCAGGCCAUGGUCGAGACGAGCAAGGGUAAGUUUAGGAGGCCGGUGACCAGACUGGCUGUGCUCGAGGUACAGGAGGGUAAAUCCGGUGCAGCCGAGGAGCCCCACCAGAGUUACGGGAGGGGGUGUGUUGGCACUGCCCCAUACCACCUUUCGACAGCGCAACCAUUGCGCAACAUGCGGUCCACACCAGACGAGACCACCCCGGUGAUGGAUUACCCGUGAGUAGAGCAUAGAUGUCAGAAGGUAUGUUGCGUGAGAGGGAGAUGGUAAAAAUAGAAAUGGUAAAUAAAAUCAUAAACAAAAACAGAACGAAGAAUGAUCAAAAUGGUCAACCUAGGCUUUGAGUAAAGAAGUGUAGUUUAGGGAGUUUGAACUAUUUAUUAGAUAAUUGCGAUUGCUAAAAUUAGCUUACGUGCAAAUACAGAGAGUUUGUGAUUGAAAGCUCGUCCGAAGGAUAGGUGAAAGCGCCGUUGAUUCGACCGUGAGCCAGCAUACCUGUGAGGAAAAGGACUAAUACAGAAAACUAUAAAAUGUAAGUAAUAAUAGAAAAUGCUAAAAAGAAUUACUGUUAAAGUGCC
Messenger RNA from Aedes albopictus (Asian tiger mosquito), 6392 nucleotides. RefSeq lists its product as uncharacterized. Gene Ontology annotation, biological process: DNA integration. The transcript is spliced from 3 exons. Bases 1 to 6036 code for a protein of 2011 amino acids. NCBI's taxonomy places the organism in Eukaryota, Metazoa, Arthropoda, Insecta, Diptera, Culicidae. The record is from RefSeq and is a predicted model, not a curated record. Gene Ontology annotation, molecular function: nucleic acid binding.